AUGGCAAUGGCGGCCGCCGUAACAAGUGCCUCAUUCACCCUCGCAAAACUCCUUUCCUCCCCUAAAAUAAAGCAACCCCUCUCUCUCCUCGCUUCACACAAAAAGCCCAGUUCCCUAUUCUCCUCUUCCGCCGCUUUUACCCCAUUUCCCCCUGUCCUCCGCCACCCAAAACCCUUGAAAUUCUCCACCACCGGAACACCAAAAAUCUCCGCCACCAUUUCCUCCGGGGACAAGCUUCCCGACGCUACCCUCUCCUAUUUCGACUCUUCCGACGAGCUUAAAACAGUCUCUGUGUCUGAGCUGACUUCCAAUAAAAAAUCUAUUCUCUUUGCAGUUCCGGGGGCGUUUACUCCCACUUGUUCCCAGAAACAUCUCCCGGGAUUCGUUGAGAAGGCCGGAGAGUUAAAGGCCAAGGGGGUGGAUACAAUUGCGUGCAUUUCUGUUAAUGAUGCGUUUGUGAUGAAAGCCUGGAAGAAGGACCUGAAUAUUGGUGAUGAGGUGUUGUUGUUGAGUGAUGGGAAUGGGGAUUUUACCAAGGCUAUUGGUUGCGAGCUGGAUUUGAGUGAUAAGCCCGUAGGACUGGGAGUCAGAUCCAGGAGGUAUGCUAUGUAUGUGGAAGAUGGGGUUGUGAAAAUCUUGAAUUUGGAGGAGGGUGGCGCCUUCAAUGUUAGCAGUGCUGAAGAUAUGCUCAAGGCCCUUUGA
Molecule: messenger RNA, 702 nt
Organism: Fraxinus pennsylvanica
Lineage: Eukaryota; Viridiplantae; Streptophyta; Magnoliopsida; Lamiales; Oleaceae
Source: the annotation of a GenBank genome assembly